AUGGCAGAGGAUUUAUCUCGUGGUAAUCGAAAAGAUCCCGGUUGGAAAUAUAAUCACUUGAUCGAUCCUAAUGAUACCACGAGAGUUACUUGUAAUUUUUGCGGGAAAACAACUACAGGUGGAAUAAAUCGGGCAAAACAACAUCUAGUUGGGAAUUUCAGAAAUACAACAAAGUGUACCAAAUGUCCUCAUGAAGUUCGAGAAGAAUUGAAAGCUUACAUGGAGGAAAAGAAAGUAAGGAAAGAUAUUUAUGCUAGAGAGUAUCCUGAACAUGAUGAGUUUGAUCAUCAAGAUGUUGGUGAAGAGGAUGAAAUUCAGGAAAUCAUUCCUAAAAGAAAAGGUGGUGGGGGAAGCCUUCCUGGUGGCCUUAAUAAGAAAUUAGCUAAGGGUAAAGGAAAAGGCCCUAUGGAUGUAUAUUUGCAAAGUCAAGGGCAACUUAGGCAGACGGGCAUACCAUUCAAUGUUGCUCGUCUGAAAAGCUUUAAGGAGGCAAUUGAUGCUAUUGGAAGGUAUGGACCAAAUUUGAAGCCUCCCAGUUAUCAUGAAUUAAGGAUUCCAUUACUAAAUAAGGAGGUAGAGUUGACUAAUGAACUUUUAAAUCGACAUAGAGAAGAAUGGGUAAAGCAUGGAUGUUCCAUUAUGGCAGAUGGAUGGACUGAUAGGAAGCAAAGAACAUUAAUAAACUUUUUGGUGAAUUCUCCAUGUGGUACAGUGUUUAUGGAGUCCAUUGAUGCAUCUUCAUUUGUCAAAACUGGAGAGAAACUAUGUGAGCUACUUGAUAGAUAUGUGGAGCGUGUUGGAGAGCAAAACGUAGUUCAAGUUGUAAGUGAUAAUGGCAGCAACUUUAUAUUGGCCGGCCAACUCCUACAAACAAAGAGAAAACACAUAUACUGGACGCCUUGUGCCGCUCAUUGUAUAGAUCUUAUUUUAGAAGACAUAGGCAAGCUUCCAACUAUUACGAGAACCCUCAAAAGAGCAAUUGCAGUUGUUGGUUUCAUCUAUGGUCAUACAGGAGUCAUUAAUAUGAUGAGAGACUUCACAAAGAAAAAAGCAUUGGUGAAAUGUGGAAUUACUCGAUUUGCUACGAGUUUUCUAACUUUGCAGAGGUUGUAUAAUCAAAAGACUAAUUUGCGAACCAUGAUUACAUCUGAGCAUUGGGUGAAUAGUAAAUGGUCAAAAAAACCACAGGGAAAAGUUACAACUCAUACUAUAUUGAUGCCUGCAUUUUGGAAUCAAGUUGUUUAUAUACUGAAGAUAAUGGGACCUCUUUUUAAAGUCUUAAGAUUAGUUGACAAUGAGAAAAAGCCGGCUAUGGGAUAUACUUAUGAAGCUAUGGAUAGAGCUAAAGAAGCCAUCGCAAAAUUAUUUGAAUGGAAGUCUGUGAAGUGCAAAGAUAUUUUUGAGAUCAUUGAUCAAAGAUGGGAAUGCCAAUUGCAUCAACCAUUACAUGCCGCUGGACAUUUUUUGAAUCCCGAGUAUUUCUAUCAAGAUCCAGCCGUUGAGAAUUAUAGAGAAGUAACGAAUGGACUAUAUGCUUGUAUUCAGAAACUGGUUCCAAGUAUUGAAGUUCAAGAUAAAAUUGUAUCUGAGUUACCAUUAUAUACAAGAGCUGAGGGACAAUUUGGACUUCCCAUGGCAAAAAGAUCAAGAGCAACGAGAUCUCCAGCUGAAUGGUGGAAUCUAUAUGGAAAUUCAGCCCCUCAUCUCCAAAAAUUAGCCAUUAGAAUCUUGAGCUUAACCGCUAGCUUAGCUGGUUGCGAGCGUAAUUGGAGUGUGUUUGAACAUAUCCAUAGCAAGAAGAGGAAUAGAUUAGAGCAUAAAAGAUUGAAUGAUCUAGUGUAUGUCAAGUAUAAUCGUGCUCUAAAAACUCGCUUUGACUUGCGGAAUAUCAUUGAUCCAAUCUCAUUGGAUCAUAUUGAUCAUAGUAAUGAGUGGUUGGUUGGAGAAAUGGGGGUAAAUUUUGAAGCGGAAAAUGAAUUGGUGUUUGGGGGAGAUGAUGACUUAACUUGGGGCGAUGUGGCUAGAGCAUCAGGAAGUGAAGAUGCACAAACAUACUCAUACUCAAUGAGACAAAGGAGACCAUCAAAAACUUUGGCAACCGGUUCUUCAAGCUCUCAAGUUCGACGUAUUAAUAUAGAUAUAGAUGAUGUUGAGUCUAAGGAAUCAGAGGAAGAAGAUAUUGAAGGCUAUAAUUCUAGCGAUACCAAUAAGAGUAAUCCUAUUGAAGAAGAAGAUGACAAUUUAGAUGCAUAG
Messenger RNA from Nicotiana attenuata, 2253 nucleotides. RefSeq lists its product as uncharacterized. Bases 1 to 2253 code for a protein of 750 amino acids. The record is from RefSeq and is a predicted model, not a curated record. The transcript is spliced from 5 exons. Gene Ontology annotation, molecular function: DNA binding; protein dimerization activity. Lineage: Eukaryota; Viridiplantae; Streptophyta; Magnoliopsida; Solanales; Solanaceae.